This is a messenger RNA of Lactuca saligna, 2001 nucleotides long. The record is from the annotation of a GenBank genome assembly. NCBI's taxonomy places the organism in Eukaryota, Viridiplantae, Streptophyta, Magnoliopsida, Asterales, Asteraceae.
ACAAAAGCUCCACAAUUUUGACCCGGAAAGAUUGAGCCUUUCUUUGAAUCGAUUGGGUCAAAUUAUUUCUACUGUAUGCGUUUUGAUUUCUUGGAACCUAAUUCCACAUAUAGAUCUUUUCCCUUACAGCAAUUUUGGGAUAUGUUUUCGAGCAAUUAAGGGUUUAUUUCUUGAUGGCAUCAUCUGCGAUUAAGCAUGUCGGAGAUCACCACCGGCGUCCAUCUUCCGCAAGGGACUUACCGGCGGGAUGCUGUAAUCCUGUCAAUGAGCAGGGACCGGUGACAAUCGAACAUGUGUUAUUGGCGUUAAGAGAGACAAAAGACGAGAGAGAAUCACGAUUUCGAGGGUUGUUUAAUUUCUUCGAUACAUCAAACGCAGGGUACUUGGAUUCUGUGCAGAUCGAGGUAGGGCUAUCGGCGAUGCAAAUUCCGGCGGAUUACAAGUACGCGAAAGAGUUACUUAGGGUUUGCGAUGCAAAUAAGGAUGGGAGAGUUGAUUAUCAGGAGUUCAGAAGGUACAUGGAUGACAAGGAGCUUGAGCUUUAUCGUAUUUUUCAAGCCAUUGAUGUCGAACAUAAUGGUUGCAUUUUGCCAGAAGAGCUCUAUGAUGCUCUCGUUAAGGCUGGGAUAGAACUUGACGAUGACGAACUAGCAAGCUUCGUGGAGCGAGUUGACAAGGACAACAAUGGCAUCAUAACAUUCGAAGAAUGGAGAGACUUUCUUCUUCUUUAUCCUCACGAAGCAACCAUCGAGAACAUUUACCAAUACUGGGAAAGGGUUUAUCUUGUCGACAUCGGAGAACAACCCAUAAUUCCAGCAGCCAUGAACAAACAUGUACCCGCCAGCAAGUACCUGAUCGCAGGUGGGGUUGCCGGAGCUGCUUCCCGUACAGCCACCGCUCCUCUCGAUCGCCUGAAAGUCCUCCUCCAAGUCCAAACGUCAAACGCAUCAAUUGCAUCCGCAGUCAAGAACAUUUGGAAAGAAGGUGGGGUUUUAUCUUUCUUCAGAGGUAAUGGACUAAACGUUAUUAAAGUCGGCCCUGAAAGCGCUAUAAAGUUUUACACUUACGAAAUGUUGAAGAACUUCAUCGGAGGGGAAGAAGGUCAGGGCGAUAUCGGAACUUCCGGUCGUCUUCUCGCCGGCGGUAUGGCCGGUGCUGUUGCACAAACAGCGAUUUAUCCAAUGGAUUUAGUCAAAACCCGGUUACAAACUUUCGCUUCUGAAAACACAAAAGUUCCCAGUUUGGGAAAGCUUUCAAAGGACAUAUGGGUUCAUGAAGGACCUCGAGCUUUUUACAGAGGGAUUGUACCUUCUCUUUUCGGAAUUAUUCCUUAUGCUGGAAUUGAUUUAGCUGCUUAUGAGACUUUGAAAGAAAUGUCAAGAACAUACAUUCUUGAAGACAGUGAACCUGGGCCUUUGGUGCAAUUAGGUUGUGGCACAGUUUCCGGAGCUCUAGGAGCCACUUUUGUUUACCCUUUGCAGGUUGUCAGAACAAGGAUGCAGGCUCAAGCGCCACGUGGAUCGACUGCAUAUAAAGGGAUGUCUGAUGUGUUCAUGAGAACGUAUCAGAAAGAAGGAAUGAGAGGAUUCUAUAAAGGGCUUUUACCCAAUCUUCUUAAAGUUGUUCCAGCAGCUAGUAUUACGUAUAUGGUUUAUGAGACAAUGAAGAACAGUUUAGAUCUUGAAUGAUUGAUUGUGUUGUGGUAAUUUUUGUGAUACUGACAUGAUGAUGAUGAUGAUGAUGAUGAUGAUGAGAAAUAAGAAUAAGAAUGGUAAUUGUAAUGGCCAUUGUUUGAGUUACAUAAUAGGUGUUAAUUUUGCGGGGGUUUUGUAGGGAGGAGGUAUCCUGGUAUAUCUUGUUCCUGUUGUCGAUUUGUUGAGAACUAUGUAUACUUGCAACUAGGUCAUGCCUAAAUUCAAUAUAUUACAACUUUCUGAUUCUUUUUUACAUUGAUACAUGUUGAAUUGUGGAAAUUCUGCUGUUUUAACUUGUAUUUGUUCC